Molecule: messenger RNA, 1650 nt
Organism: Henningerozyma blattae CBS 6284
Lineage: Eukaryota; Fungi; Ascomycota; Saccharomycetes; Saccharomycetales; Saccharomycetaceae
Product: CAP domain-containing protein
Exons: 1
Coding region: 1-1650 (549 amino acids)
Cellular component (GO): extracellular region
Source: RefSeq, a predicted model, not a curated record
AUGCACCUGCAUAUAAUAAAGUUCUGGAAACUAAUGAUACUUCAGACGACAGGUUAUGCGCCCUGGUACGACACACCACGGCGCUACCACCGCGCUACCACCGCACUAUCACAGCACAACCACAGCACUACCACAGCACACUCCGCUCAGACAAGGCACCUGCAAAGACACGUUUGCAGGUCUCAUCCCAUAUCAUUAAAUUUUGCCCAUAUUAGAACACGCCACUGCAAAGGGCAAUGGAAAUACGAAGUACAGACACUAUUUCGAUCUAGUCAUUGGCAGGACCAUCCAGAAAGACCUGCACCCUUGAACAAGCCAGCUGGAAUUAUCUUGAAUUAUCUGGAAUACUCCUCUAGGACAUUUUGCGUCUGCACAGGCACCCUGCCACAAAGACUCCACCCUGACACCACACAGACACCACACAGACACCACUGCACCCGCACACCACACAUUCCGGGUGCACGGGCGGCGCCAAAUAGCCUCCGCACAACACCCCCUGCACCGUUUCUUUUUGCGCGCCCUUUUGCCCUUUGCGUGCUGCAUUCCGUUCUGCGCAGUUUCCUCUUCCGUGUGUGUCCUGUUGCCUGCGACAGUUUCUCCGCGAUCCUGCGAUCCUGCGAUCGCUGCAAUCCUGCUCCGUCGUCUUGGUCGUCUUGGUCGUCUGCGCCGUCUUCUUGUCCCUCUGCGAUCCGCACAGACGCGGGCGCAGCAGCAGAUCUCCCGCCAGAUCCUCCAGCCGAGAUGAGAAACCAAACACAGGGAGGACGAUUGCAUUGCAUAGACGAUUGCAUUGCAUUGCAUUGCAUCUGCAUUUGCAUUGCAUUUGCAACGAUACAAGCAAGCAUGCUUGCGCAUUCACGCGUCGCAUCGAUCAGCUAUAUAAGAGCAACUGUGUUUGUGUUUUUGUGCAUCUCGGCACUCGUAAUCAUAGUUAUUCUCGCUCUUUUUUUGUUCUGUUUCGUUCCCCCCCCCACACGUGCUAAUACCCCCCCUCCCCUACCCUCGUCUUUCCCACACGCUAUGCAAUCCUCUCUUUUGCUCUUAGCUGCCUCUGCCAUCGCUACUGCUUCUGCUCAACAAGUCGUCAUCCAAGGUGAAGUCUGUGUCGAAGACGGUGUCACCACCUCUGUCCUAUCCACUGUCGGUGGCUCAGCCACCACUAUCGUCCAAGGUACUCGUACUUCCAGUGUCGUUCCAAACUACCCAACCCAACCUGUCGCUGACUUGUCCUCUUGGGAACAAGAAGUCUUGUCCGAAUCCAACAAGAAGCGUGCCUUGCAUGCCGACACCCCAGCUUUGUCCUGGGCUCCAGAAUUAGCCGCUUACGCCCAAGCCUUCGCCGACCAAUACGUUUGUGGUAGUGCUUUGUCCCACUCUUCCGGUGAAUGGGGGGAAAACAUCGCCUUGGGUUACUCCCCAACCGGCUCUGUCGACGCUUGGUACAACGAAAUCAACGACUACGAUUUCCAAGACCCAGCUUUCGCUCCAAACACCGGCCACUUCACCCAAUUGGUCUGGAAGGCCACCACCCAAGUCGGGUGUGGUAGAAAGGACUGUGGUGACUACUACAAGAACUACAUCGUCUGUGAAUACAGUGCUCCAGGUAACUUUGACGGUGAAUUUGCUGACAACGUCAAGGCUUUGAUCUGA